Chlamydomonas reinhardtii is the source of this 3017-nucleotide messenger RNA. RefSeq lists its product as uncharacterized. Lineage: Eukaryota; Viridiplantae; Chlorophyta; Chlorophyceae; Chlamydomonadales; Chlamydomonadaceae. Bases 111 to 338 code for a protein of 75 amino acids. The transcript has a single exon. The record is from RefSeq and is a predicted model, not a curated record.
CGAGGAUACGCGGCGGAAGUUAUUUAUCCAUUACCGUCAUAGGCCUGAAGGCCUCGAGGCGGGCAUUGUUUCUUUGCACGCGGUGCGUAUCACGGACGCGUGCUGCUCGCAUGACACACCUGCGGUCGUACUUGACCUCCGACGGCCGACAAUGGAUAAGGAUCGUAAAUUGGCAGAGAAAUAAGAGCGGGCCAGACGUUGGGCAGCGACCGAUGUGGAUGGAUGCGUGGGUGCGGGAAGCGCGGCCAGUCAUUGAACUAGAAGGCGGCGGGGCGUGGCGGGGGCACGCCCCAACGCAUGAUCAUUCAUGGCAGGCAGUGGCAUUGCUCCGUGACUGAUGCUGGAACCGGACGGAAAGAGGCACUGCUGCCGUAGAUCUGUCUGGAUCCCUUGCACGCUAGCGUUGAUGGGAAAGAGCGAGAGAAAAGGCAAUACACAAGCCCCAGGGCGCUUUCUCGAACUGUAUGUGUACUGCUGUAGUUGGAGUUGGCGGAAACUUGCUGCUCCGCCCACAGGUUGCGUGUGAUGGCAGCGGGCAUGGGUUGGGUGACGUCGGCGGCGUGCUGGGUUGCGUUGAAGGGCGAUGUAUGCGCGCAGGGUAGGCAUGUGUGAUGCGCGUGGGCAUACGUUACGUUCGUUGUACGUGCGUUUGCAUGCGUGCGUGGUGCGGCUACUGCCGCAAGCCCUACUUAUGACAACACAUAGCUCCAUGACUCCGGGCUCAGGCCUGAUGCAGCUUGGAUACUGAGCUAGUGAGAGAAUCCGUGAGGAACGGGCAGGGGAUGACGCUGAGUUUAGUUGAUUGCGUGCUGCCCUUGGCAAAGCCGCAGCAGCAGGACAAGCGACGCAAUAUAGUGCGGGAUUGGAGGUUCUUCGCGUUCACGCAAGUCUUGAAGGUAUAUCAUAUUGGCUGCUGUCGGGCGUGCUGUCGCCGAGGCUGUCUAUUGCCACAGCCUUUUUGCAUACAGGUUAUCUGCAUAUGUGCGUUUGCCGCGUGUACUCCUUCCUAUCCUUAUGUUUGGCAAACGAAUGUUGCGCAUGUCUUUCAGCAUAUCUUACAGCAUAUCGUAGCACCCACUUACAGUGCCCUCCACGGGUGCGACAUGGCUCCAUGGUGUAUUAGGGCCAUCCGUGGCUGUCGCCAACGCGGCGUCCCCACACGCCGAAGCAAUGAGUUGAGCUUGCGCCCUGUUCUUACAUAUCCUUAUAUUCUUUGGCCGUCAGCACCCGCGUAUUGAGUGCUGCUGUGGCGACUUUGAGCGCAUCAUCUUGCCUGGGCCUCGCAGCUGUUGCAUGCCAACGCCACGGGUUUUACUAAGUCCUGCAUUCCUCAAAAUGAAUGUGAAUUAAUUUGUACAUCUGUGGUUACUUGCGUGUAUGUGUGUCGUGUGACGGAUGGCCAAUGGCCACAUGCACAAGGGGUAGGAUUGGCGGACUGAUUGCCCGCCUUGAUAGUGCAUGAAUGCGCGGGUUAGUUGCAGUUAAGGGGGUGGGGUGGAGAUGAUGGUUUGUUUCUUACACAGUGGGUAGUGCUGCGAGAGCGGGCUGUGAUUGGCUGUCACGUGCUGUGUUGUGUUCACAGAGAGGGCGCACUACUGGACCGGCUGCUGCAUGAGGAGGUGGGAGAGAAUAAUUACACUUGGUAGUGGCGAAGCCACUGAUGACUAGGGCUGACAAGCCCUAGUGUUGGGUGAGCGCGAGGUGGGGGCGAUAUAGCGUUUUCGCGCACCCACGCCCUGCCUUCCACGUCGCAGGUUGAUGGUCGGUUUCCAGUAGUGAGUGCAGAUGAGUGAGGGCGUCAGUGGCAGCGACGCUGCUGCUCCACCGGCGCGCGUGUGCACACGUCGCGUACCAGAAAUGAAGGUGGCAUUUGUGAGUUGCGGCUGGAGCAGGCGUUCAUUACCAAGCAGAAAUAAACAUCGUGACAUGACGGGACCCGGCUGUAUCCUGCAUUAAAAGCAGAUUGCGAAUUGCUAAGUGUGCGAAUGGGGUGAUCAUCAGUCUGCUGGCAUCCUGACUGGCAUCCGUAGACUUCAGGUGCCUCCAGCGAGGCAUUUGAGGGAGAGGCGGGAGGAAGCGGCUCCGAUGUGGGAAGGCUGCGUAGCAAAUGGCUUACAGAUCUGCUGUUGGCCCAAGCAUACACAGAGGGAGGUGAGAUACUUGUUCAACUGAACUAAUUGUGCACGUAUGGCUCCUAUUCAAGGGCCUGCUGUUACUUCGUGUUAAGAUCCAGGCAUCAUUCUGCAGCCCACGUUUACUUACUAAGAUGACAUGGCUCGACAGCAUCACUUGAGUACGGUACAAGACAAAAGCCAUAUGUUUGCUUGUUUGCAUGCUAGCUUGUGAUGUGGGGUAGCGCAGGCCGCAUCCAACAUUGCGCGGUGGUUUGAGCAGGAGUGUGGCCCUAGUGGAUGUGUGUGGAGAUGAUCUUACGGUCUGUGGGUGGAGGCCCCAUGAUGUUGUGGUUGCGUGGGUUGGAGAUGGCGCCUAGCUAGCAAAAGAUAACAUGCGUGUGCUCGGCCCUGCCUUGCAGUAUUGGUUGGGUUCGGACAUCGCCGAGCCUAGCACGGACACAAGCUAGGUGUGCAGGGUACGUGGAGAGCUAGCACGCAGGGCAAGAGUCAGGACGUGUGUACGACUUCAGGUAUCGCGUGCAAGGUUUGGCUGGGGGGCGCACCAGCCCUGUGCCGGCAGUGUUGUGCUAUACAUUCUUCGUCCGUCAUGACGGGCUUUGGGCCGUGUAGGAGGAAGGGAAACUAGGUUGAACAUUCAGGGACAAAAUAAAUUUGGAAACAGCGCCACACGCGGGUGGAGGAGCUAGCAGUACAGGGCAGGCAGGAAGCCAUUCUUGCAUGCUGUUCGGUGGUGCAGCAGUGGUGCGGCAGUUGAUGGUGCUGGUGCCGGUUUGUUGCUGGCAUCUGCAGGCGCAAGUACGGCUCCGGCUGGACGUGCUCUGUCUAUAAGCCACAUGUUGCUGUUCGUCUUUGGAGUGGUUGUUAUUGUAAUCCUGCCUGGUG